GGUAAUGUACGUGUGUGAAUGUAUUUACUUUAUUUUUGUAUUACCGGUUUCAUCACUUUAAAAGACUAUUGUAUAGUCGUAACGCUUGAUAAGCCCCUGAUGCAAUAUCACAGUAACAUGGACAUUAUUUGUAUUAGGUCUAUAACUUAUUUAUAGCUACAAUAUUUGUCAAAGAUUUAUGUCUGAAUUAUGCCUUAUGUUUUUUGUCACUUCUACUUCUAGUCUACAGAACUGUGAGUGACAUCAUCAAAGGAAGAAGACUAUAAUAUAGACUAUAGGUAUAGGGUUGCUACUUCCCAACAUCUGUGGUUUCGGUGAUUGUUCCAUGCUCGAUAUAAUUAGAGCAAAGAGAACAUUCAAAGCAUAACUUGCCAAUAACCUACAAUGGCUUCACUAGGUAUGUUAGGACAUUUAGUCAUUGCCAUUUGAUUAGUUUUAUUUUUAUUUAAUGAAUGAAUUCAUUGACUCUUCAGUACUUAGGCUACUAAAAAAUAAAAUAAUUUUGAUGUUUUGUCAAUAUCAUUCUUAUUCUAGUUGAUUCAUUAUUCAAUCAUUUGCCUGAAUAUGAAUAUUAUAGACACAAUGACAAUGAUGUUCAUUUCUGGGUUUCUCUUUUUAGCUAAUUUAAUAUUGUAUAAAGUUUGAUCUUUUAACUUAAGUUUAAGUCUUAGACUAUAAGUUACUAUAACUAUAAGUGCCUGGGUGGUGAAUAAUUGUGGUUCCCCAUUAUCUAUUUGUUAUUAUGGCAAUGCACAAUAAAUUUGGCAAUGCCUCAAGAAUCAAAUGCAUUUUUAAUGAUGUUUUCACCCUUUAGUAGCAGACAAUACUAUUACUAUCACUAUAAUUAUAUUGAUAAAUGUCAUCAAAUUAGUGUUAUUACAAUUUAAUUUUAAAAAUUAAAAUUUUUAAUAAAUGUCAAUCAUUGCUACGCCCAGAAUGUAAACAUACCGUAAAUAAUGACUGUUUAUAUUUUUACCAAAUUUCAUUGAGUUAUUAGGCGCCUUAGGAUAGGAAUAUUCACUUGACCUCUGCACCUUUCAGAGUAAUCUGAGUGGACUAUUGUAAUUACUAUAGGCCAUACAUGAUCCCAUUAUUAUCAUUUGAAAUUGAAUAAAUGCAAAUUUAAAAAAAUUUAAAACAAUAUUUAGGCCAUCUAUACAUUACAUAUGCAAAAAAAAAUUAAUUUUAGACCCAUUCCCCCUGUUGCGCUGGUAUUUAUUAUUUUUUUUUAAAACACCUUCACCCGCUAUGCGUACAGUUUCAGAAGAAGGGGGGUGUGUUUAAUGUGUGUAACGUCAAAACAUGACAUUUUUAUUAUUAUUUUACCUUAAAUUUUAAAAAAUACAAUUUAAAAAACAAUCUAAUUAAAUUUUAAAAAAUAAUUUUAUUUCCAUUAAGAGGCCAUCCAUAAAUAACAUUACACACAUUUUGCCAAAAGCCCCCCCCCCCUUUCACAAAUCACCAUAAAGUUAGACCCCCCACCCCCUUUUAAAUAUAACAUCACAAACCUCUGCAUAUUUUAUUUCCCUUAAGAGGCCACUCAUAAAUAACAUUACACACAUUUUGCCAAAAGCCCCCCCCCUCCUUUCACAAAUCACCAUAAAGUUAGACCCCCCACCCCCUUUUAAAUAUAACAUCACAAACCUCUGCAACCCCUAUAAAAAUCCAUCUGUCCUUUACAAAGCCUUUAAAAAAUCACCUGCCAUGGAUAACGAAUUACUGCUCAUGUGUCAGAAACAUUUCCCUAGAAUAGUAGUUCUUAAACAGGAGUGCGGAAGACCCUGAAAAUAAAAUUUCAUUUGCUGCCAUUGCUAGUUGUUCCUGCCUUUAAAAAUAUAAUCGGUUUUAUGGAUUUUGAUUAGUGGCAUUAAAUAUUUUUUUUCUGGUGAAUUUUGUUUGCUCAUUACUUGUAUUGGUAGUUUUUUUCCUCUUGUUUAUAGAAAUUUAAAAAAAAAGGGAAAAGUUAAUUUUAAAAAUCCAAUCUAAAUCUGAUUAAAUAGAAAAAAAAGUUGCCAUGAAAAAUUUCCUCAAGAACCUACAGGCCUACUGGGCCAUUCCCACCAGAGCAAUGCAUGCUCUCUGACUAAAUUUCUGAUCUGAGUGCCAGUGCAAAAAAAGAAGGAAAAUGAUAAUGUUCCAAACCACUUUAUUUUGUUAUAUCAAUCUUCAAUAAAAUGCAAUUUUGAAAGUCUGAUACAAGAAGGAAAAAAUGAUAGACUUCAAGUCCCUCCCUGUCAAUUAUUUAAAAGCUUUGGAUCCCACACUAGUAGCAGAAAUAAAAAAAAGGGGCAGGCUACUCUGGGCGGGACACUUAGAAAGAAUUUCUAAUGUUAGAGGAGUGAAGAGGGUGCACCACCAAAACCCCUUAGGAAAACGGCUCAAAGGCAGUCCUAGGCCUAGAUGGAUGGAUGAUGUGGAAAAAGAUCUACAGUCGCUGGGAAUCUAAGCAUGGAAAUGAAAAGCAUCAGUUAGGUCUGAGUGAAAAUAAGAGGUGAGGCAAACCAAAGCCCAACAUGGGAUGUAGUGCGACAGGAAUGGAUGGAAAAGAUUUUCCAAAUUCCAUCUUUUUCAUUACCUACUUGUGUGUGAAGAUAUUUUGAAAAUUGAGAUACUAAUAUCUAUCUACAGAGCAGUAUCAUUUGAUGAGCACUUGCACACAAUUUUUAUGAUAGUGAGUACUAACUUUGAGCCUUCAAUAAAUGGGAUUAUCUCAGAAAAGAAAGUUUUCAAUCUUUUCACUGAUUGGAAAAGAUGAUUGUUCAGUUUGAAAGUUUUUUAAAUCUAAUUUGUAAUCCUAAUUAAAUCAAUUCAAUCUAAUUUAGAGAAAACAAAAAUUUAUUGCUUCCAGUUGUAUUAUGACAGAAAAAAAUGUGUUUCUCAUGCUGUUUUAAUAUUAUGAAAAUGUGAGAUACACUCUGAUCAUACAUACGGUACAAGCUAACUUGAAUUUGGCACUAUCAAUCCUGUCCCUGGAGCCAGACCAGAUUUUCUAACCAGCCCUUAUCAUAAAAAGUUUACUGAUCCCUGCUUUAAAUUGUUAGUUUGGAGUUUUAUUUCUUUUAUUGAUAUCUCCCUCAGCUGAAUUAUAUACUUCUGAAGCAAAGGGCAGUGAUGCAACAGGAGAUGGUACAAAGGAGAAGCCUGUGAAAACAGUUUUACAGGUGAAACAUUUUAUACUAUUGUAUUUAAAUCAGAUUAAGUUAAGAUGUGGCUGAUGCUUUUUUUGGUUAUGCUCCAGGAUAUGAUUGAUGCUUAAAAAAAAUCUGAUUAACUUGAACUUUAUGUUAAUUAGAUUUACCUGACACAGCCUUGGGCUGUACUUAUACAUUCAGAAGCAGAUAGUUAAGUUUACAAUUAACAGUGGCUUCAUUGAAUUCCCUGGUGUAUCAUGGCAGAAUGAUUAAAACAUUGGCUUAAAUUUGUUUUACAUAAGAUGAGAAAGAGUUAAUAAUUUGGAGAUAAACUUUCAUUAUUAAUUUAAGCAGUCUGUACAUAUAUAUAAACAUUUGUUUUGGCAGGCAAUGAGGUUAGCUGGUAAAGAGCCAUUUCCAGUAAUCUAUUGUGAUUCCAAGAAAGAGGGUGAAGUAAGAUUCAAGAUUAUCCUUUAUUUUAGUGUUGUGUUUGUGUAGUUUCAUUUUAAGCAUCCUCUACUCCAUCUCUACUUGUUGAAAAUCUCCUCUUUGCACCCACCAAAUUUCCUAUUUUUUGAAGGCAUUCAUGUUGGCUUAAAGUUCAGCCCAUGCACCAGCUUGUCACGCCAGUCAAAAAACUGUUAAUGACCAUCACAUUUUUAGUUAAAAAAUGGUUAUUACAAAUUAAGUAUACACAUACUUAAUACAAUGAAAGGUUAAUUAUAAGUCCACCAUAUUAAAUAAAAAAAUCCAUUGCAUAAUUCACAAAUUUCUAUAGAAAAGAUCUGUAAUAUUGGCACUGUAAUGUUGAAUCAUCCCAGCUCACACAAGCCAAUCAAAUCACUGCCAUCCUAAACCCUCAUUCUGCAGUUCCCAACAUGUUUUCAGUACCUGAAUUAGCCAAAUUUCAACACCAAAUAUUAAGACGUGAGCCCUCUCCUAAGCAUAAAAGUAAGGCAACCCAUAUUAGCCGAAAUAUUCUCUUUCUAUUGUCCUGUGUGGAUACAUUGAUGACAGCAUUUGAAUCACUACCAUGGAAACAAAUGAACUCCAACGAUUUAUUGAUUUCAUAAACGUAUUACACUCAUUUAUUAAAUCUACUUUACAAAUCUCUUGGUAUUGUGUCAACUUUCUGGAUAUUACCCUAAUCUUAAAACAGAUUAUUCACAUCGCCUACUACAGACCUACAGACAGCCAUGGUUGUACUGAUCCUAUUGUACCUAUUGUACUCAUCCUCCCACCCCAUAUCAUGCAAAGAUUCCAUACCUUUCUCUCAAAUUCUCAGUCUAUGUCACCUCUGCCAGAUGGAUAAAUACUUUUUAGAUAGGGCUAAUGAAAUGAUGGACUUCUUUUGCUCCAGAUCUUUUCCUGAAACUACUCUUGUCUUGGCACUCAAUUGUAUUAGCACUAUCACACGGAAUGAUGCUUUCAAACCUCAUCCAAACAAAAAUGAAGAUUGAACCAAACUCAUUCUAAUCUACCAUCCUCACAAUCUGAUUGCCAAAAAAAUAUUCCUAAAGAUUCAACACAUACUUCAUGCUGACCCCAACACCAACAGGGUAUUCUCUGCUUAACGUCUUCAGUCAGGACAAAAUCUUGGUGACCUUCUGGUUCACAGUUGACUUCGAGUUGACCUGUUUCACUACAUGCUCAAGAAGCCAUUGUGGGACUUGCCCCUAUACACCACGAAGCAAAACACAUUAGUCUCCUUAAGGGUACUUUUACCAUCAUAGAGGGCUUCACAUGUUAGUUGUAAUGUGAUCUAUGCAAUUAUGUACCAUAGAUGCCGCUCCUGUUAUAAAUGCCAAUAGGAAGAAGAUUAUCUGACAGUUAACUGAAAAUCUUUGUGAUGUCGAACAAGGCAAACUUUCCCUGGUCUCAUCCCAUUUAACGGAGAUAAACACAAAGGCACAUCAGAUAUUUCCAUCAUGGCACUGAUUUCUCUACUAACACACCAGUGAGAGUUAGGAAGGAAAACAAAUUAAUUAAGAUCAAGCACAAUAUCACCAUAUGGAAUCAAUCAAAUAUUCUCCUACUAGUGAUCUUCAAUUUCCUUGUAUUUAUUUUCUUAUAUUUUGCAUAUUUCCAAAAAAAUUUUGCCGUUAAAAUCUUAUAUUUCACAGUAAUGAUACAUAAAUAUCUUAAUGCUAUCUCUCACUUGAAUAAUAUAAGAACUUUAUGAUACAUAAAUUCUUUUAAUUCCUUUAAUCCUUUAAACCCAAUUUCUCGCAAUGACAUAGCAUUUAUAGUAAAUUCCAAACGGUUACCAGAAAUUUUUUGAAAGAAAUUUCGUUGAUGGAAAAUUGAUCAACCGAAAUUUGUGUGAACUGAACAUUGGUCGAAUCUUUUUUCAGUUCACACGUUGAAAUUUUCGUCAAAUUUCUUUUUAAACGUGUGAACUGAAAAAAAGAUUCAACGAAAUUUAUGUUCGAUCAAUUUUCCGUAAACGAAUUUUCUUUUAAACAAAUUUCCGGAUACUAUUCCAAACACUUGUUUUUUAACUGUUUUCUAUUUCAUAUUGUUUCUUCUUUUGUCCUGUCUGCUGAAGAUAGCUUUUAGCUGAAAAGUUAUCUUUUUAUUGUCCUAUCAUUAGAUUUCAAGCUUCCACAUACCUUGUUCCACCAUAUUCCUUACACAACUUGAACGCAGACGGUCAUUUGUUAUCCUAUAUUAUUAAACUGUUUUAUUCAUGUUUGACAUUCAUAUUAAAUUUUAUUUUCACUUAGAUUUAUGAACUGGUUGCAAAAUCACAAUUGAAAAAAGUACAAAAAAUAUGGCAGAGAGAACAGUACAAGAAAGCAGAUGCAGAUGAUUCAUUGGUAUGUUUAAAAAAAAAUAAAUUGAGCCCUUCUCAAAUCUCUUCCUGUAAAAAAAAAUAUUAAAUUUCACAUUAAAUACUGUACUAAAAAAAAUAAAAAAAUAUUAUACUUUUGAAAAUUUAACAUCCUUAUAUUUAAUUUCAGCAAAAAGAUGCAGAAAGGAGAGAAAAAAACUUAGAGGAUGCCAAAAAAAUCACUAUAGCAAAUGAUCCUAGUUUGCCAAAGCCAGUUGAGGUAAAUAUAUUCAUGCUUUUUUCGCCCCAUUAUUAAUAGAUUUAUCUCAUAUCAUAACAAAAGAAUUAUUUUUUUGGGUUAAAUCAUUUAAAUUAAAUUCUUUAAGUUUAUGACACAAUGAUAUUUAAACUUAGCUUUUAAUUUUCCAGGAAUUUGAAAAAGUUUAAAUAGUUUUGCACAGUUAAGCUUUUACAAUAUCUUAAUGCUAUCCCUUGAAUAAUAUAAGUUAUAUAAGCACUUUUUAUGUUACAAAAUAACACAAAAAAAAUUGAUCAACUCAUAAAUGCAACUUCAGCUACAGAAAUUAGUCUAGCUGUUCUUUUUUUGUAGAUUAAACUUAGAGAUGCUGUGAAAACAAGAGAUCAGAGGGUACAAAUUUUUGGAUGGGUUCACCGUUUGAGGCGUCAAGGUAAAAUAAGAAUACUGUGAAAUUUGUUGUUCAAUCUUCCUAUCCCUUUUGUAACUCGGUCUACGCAGUGCCACAUGUCUCCUAAUUCUUUGCUUACACAGACCUGAUAACUCUUAUACGAUUUUGGCGUACAAUGUACAAAUUUUGAUAUUUAUUUUAGGAUUGUACGCAGAGGCCAGAGACUAUGAUUUGACAAGACUGGGCUAAAAAUAUAUUUCAGUAGUUUUUCCACUCUUUUAAAAAAAAAUUAGAUUUUCAGUUUUGUUUUUGCUCCUUUCAACAUCUGGCAGUGAAUGGACAAAGAAAUAUAAUUGGUUGGGGACCAUCCAUAAUUAUAGUAUUUAUGCACUGAGAAGGGAAGGAAAGAUGGUAAUGACUUAGAAGUGUAGGGGUGCACAUGGGUAGGGGGGGGUGUCUAAAUAUUACUAAAGGCUAUUAAACAACACCUCGUUUCGUAAAGAUGGUGAUGAUCAUCCUAUUGUUGCUUUGUAGGUUCACAAUGACCUUUCAAGAUACACUAUAAUCACUGUAAUUAUUAGUUCUUUGUGAAAAUGGAGAAAAAUACAGACUUAUUUUAAUGCACUCUCAACUGCUCCACACAGCAGUAUUAGAUUUUGACAUAUCAGCUACUAUACAAUUUUACCAUAAUAUCUUAAUGAAAAAUAAACUCAAUACAAGAGUGGCCAGCGACAUAAAAUAUAAUGGACCAUCGGAUGUAGCAAAAAUGCACAUAUAUCUUCAUUCAAUUAAAGAUUAUUUUCAUUCUUGGCUUAAAGGCACAUUUGAAAAUAUAUACAACUCUUUUUUCAUGAUAUGCACCAUUUCGGACUGAUUCAAAAAAUAGAUUGCAUUAAGUAGUAAAUUAUUAAAAAAUGUUUAUGUAAUAUUUAGUUAUUACUAAAAUUUAAGGAGUUAUAUAAACUCAGCAAGGUAAAGGGAACCUAUUUUCCACAAGCAUUUUGAUAAGGUGUAGAGUGAUGAAAAACUAUAUUCAGAUAUAGACAAAAGUACAUCUCUGCAAUUUGAAUUUAUAAAAAAAAAUUCUGGGAAGGGGGCUCCCCCAAAUCCCACCCUCACUCAGGUUACUUUAGCAGGUGUUAACAAUUUCUGCUCCCACGGCCCAUCUUCAUCUAUCAAAGUUGCAAAAGCAUGCACCUAUUCAUUUCCAAGUAAAACACUAUAUAUAUAUAAAAACAUCAGUCAACUUUGGGAAGUGACCUUUAUGAGACAUACAAUGCAAAUAGUUUUUGUUUACAUUAUACCCUGUUUAUUUUUGUUUAAAUUAUACUUUGUUUAUUUAUUUACUAUUACAGUAUUGAACAACUUUGAGAUUGUAAGUACUAUUGUGAGAUGAUAUUGUACUAUUUUAGGAGUUUCAGGAUAACCAUGACUUCUGUCACUCCUGACUAAUUUUUUCGUAUAUUAAAGUAAUAGCAAAUAUGAUUUCCUUUUCAGGUAAAAAUUUAAUGUUUGUUAUUCUAAGAGAUGGCACUGGUUUUCUGCAGUGUGUAAUGGCUGACAAACUGGUUGGUAUUUCAAAUAAUUUUUAAUUGAAGUUUUUUUGUGGUAAUUUAAAAAAAAAGCAAUAAGCACUCAGAAUGAACUAUUUUCACAAAUACUAAAUAAGUGUGGGCAAAAAAAAUUGUAUAGACUUAUCUGUAACAGUCUGUUUAUAAACUAGUUUUUCUUUGCAGUGUCAAACUUAUGAGGCUGUCACUCUAGCAACAGAAGCAUCCAUAGUUGUGUAUGGAGUCAUUCACAAGUUACCUGAAGGAAAAACUGUGAGUUAUUUUGUCAGUCCUAAUAAUUGUGAAAUUCUAACUAUGGGCUAUGAUCAUUUUGUAAACCCGCUGCUAACAUAAAUUGGCUUUAAAAAAAUGUGAUUUCAGGCUCCUGAUAAUCAUGAAAUGGCUGUGGAUUUCUGGGAGAUAAUAGGUCCUUCUCCUCCAGGGGGUGCUGACAACUUGCUCAAUGAGGUAAUAUUUUCUAAUUUACUUUCAUUUUUAUUGUUGCAGUUAUGAGAAGAAAAAAACUUAUGGUAUCUGUUCAGAUUAAAUGUACCUAUGAGAAAAAACAUUAUUUUUUAUACUUGCCGAUUUGUUAUUUAUAUUGUUUUAACAGGAUGCUCAUCCUGAUGUCCAGCUGGAUAACAGGCACAUGAUGAUAAGAGGAGAGAAUGUGAGAUUUUAUAUGCUUUAUCAAGAUUAAAACAAUAAUUAAAAAAAGGAUGACAAUAUUUAAAUUUUAUUUUUGGCAUAUUUAAGGGUUUACAUCAAAACCAGGUUAGGCAGGAAUCGGUAAAUGCUAAAAUAUGUUUCUUAAUUUGAUAUUUUUUAUGAGAUGCAAGGUAUUAUCAAAAUAGUAACAGACACAUUAUGACGCACUCAUUUAAUUUUUCUCAUGAAUAAAAAUAUCUUAAGUGAUAUUCAUAAAAACUAAGCUGCAAAUUGUUUUAUAACUUAAGCAGUCAUGAAUAAUCUUUUUAUUUUUGCAGACCGCUAAAGUGUUGAAGAUGAGAUCAGUUAUUGUACAAUGUUUUAGAGAGCACUUUUUUGAUCGUGGGUAUUUUGAACUUACUCCACCAACUAUUGUUCAAACUCAAGUUGAAGGUGGAUCAACAUUAUUCAAACUAAACUAUUUUGGAGAGGAGGUAUGUUGUUUAUUAUGCUGAUUAUAAGAUUUUAAUUGCAUACACAUUUUUGAAUAAACAUUUUGAAACUAAUUUUUUUAAAAAUGAUGAAUAUUUGUAACUAUGUGAAACAAGGUAAGGGAAACCGGAAAAAUGGACGCAACAAAACAACAAACGUGUUGGCAAGAAGCCUUCUUCAGCAAACAAACGAGCAACACAAAUAUAAAAAUAAACACUUUACUGAAAUGUUGUAUUUUUGAAAUAGAUUCAAUGUCAUUAUAUUAUAUCCUUACAAAUUCAUAUAAAUGAUGAAUACCUCUGUAAAUAGAUACAAUUUUUUAUCAACCAUCAGUUGCUAUGACUCUUUUGACAUUGCCCAUUUCAUUUCAGGCAUAUUUAACCCAGAGUUCCCAACUGUAUUUGGAGACCGCAAUCCCUGCAAUGGGUGAUGUUUUUUGCAUGGCUCAGUCUUAUAGGGCAGAAGUCUCAAAGACUAGACGUCAUCUUGCUGAGUAAGAAAUCCAUACAAUAUAAUGUUAAACUUUGUAUUGAUAAUGAUAUACCAUUAAAUACAUUUUUGGCACUUAAAAAAAGUUAUAGAAAUAGUAGUUUUACUAAUCUUAGUUAUAUCUAGAUCCCUGAAGCACUCUGUUAUUAAUUUUGACAUAUUAUUAUUUAUUAAAAGGAACAGUGUGCAAAGAUUUAAAUUCACUGAUGGAGCUACAUCUUUUUGACAUGUUGAAUAUUUUAACCCUAUCCAUCUCAACAUAUUGUAUGUCCUGUCCCUAGCAACUGGGUGUAGCACACCUGUACACUUAUUAUAAUGGGAAAAAGUGUUUCUGUCUAUUCCUGGCUACUGAGUGGGCUACACCCAUAGUCUUAUUUCCCAGUAAAUGGUUCUCUUCAGGGGUAGUUAAGGGGGCCAGAGGGGGACAGGUGUCACUGGGCGCCAGUCUAGUUAGGGGCACCAAAAUGUGCUUUGCUAUUAUUUUAUACUUUAAUAUUAUUUUAUUGAUUACAAUAAUGGGUAUGAGAGUUGGAAAAACUAAAUGGAGGCUCUCUAAAAUGAAUCUCGUCUCCGGGCGCCAAACACUCUAGCGACGCCUCUGGUUCUCUUUGUGUUAUUUUCUUUUUUACUAUGUGGCAUGAUUUAGUUGCCUUGAAACCGAACUUCCUUCACGGAUCACAGUGUUGCUCCCUCUGAAGUAUUUCUUCUGUACAUUAAUGAAAAAAUGAUACAAAAAAAAAAUGAUACAAACAAUAGUUGACUGCACCAACAGGGAAGGUGAGAAAGUAAGAGGAGACAAAUGUCAAAGGAAUGAUGCGAUCUAAAUGAAAUCUUUUAUUGGCUACCUACUACUACUACUAAACACUGGCAAUCUUCAUCUCAACAUUAUUUCAGUGGACUUUAUAUUUAGCCAUGUUGAUGGAAAUCCUAUUCUUAUGGCACAUUUUCAAUGACGAGAUUCAGCAAACUUCUGAUUCAUACUUGUUUUGACAACAAUGAUAUUAGAUCAAUCCUUUCUAGCUUGUGACAUCUUUGAUCCAAUUAUAAGAGAUGUAUGAGAAGCAUUCCUGAGUAAUUUGGCGAGGUAUUAUGUUCCUGGAGAGAACAUCACAGUAGAUGAGCAACUGGUUGGUUUCAGAGGUCGGUGCAGAUUUAUUCAAUAUAUGCCAAGCAAGCCCGACAAAUAUGGAAUACAAAUCUUCUGGGCUUGUGACUGUGAAUCGACUUCGAACUAUCCUCUGAGAAGAUGCCCAUAUCUUGGCAAAGAAAAUACAAGUGCCCUGCCAGCAAAGAAAAAUUUUGGAAUAUCCCCUAAUGCUGUGAUUUCUCUCACAAGAGACUUGCAUGGAAGUGGACACAAUUUCAGAACAGACUAUUUUAUUCCCCUACAACUUGCAGAACCAAUGGCCAAGAACAGACUCACACUGUUGGAACAGUGAAAUGGAACAAGAUGUUCCUGCCCAAGGGCGUUCUCGCAAAAGAAGGCUCUGAAUACAAAAAACUAAAAAUAAAAGAUGGCCUUUGGUUGUGUAUUUCAACAUUUUUGACUUCGCAUCAAGAGUGGCAUUUAAAUAUAAAUAUCCGACUAACUGUCUCAUGAAGACAAAAAGCAAAAAUAUUGACGUUGCACAUUUCCUCACCCUUCCGCACUUGGAGGUGAUCCGUCCAGACGCAUCAAGAUAUUGUGAGGCAGAACUUCCCCAGUCUUUUGAAGUCUUUACAAGCACUUCAAACAGCUGCCCAAACCACUUCAACUCAGCAAGUUUAUUAGACAUAUUUACAAAGACCAUUCUGUUCUUUUAUGUAAAAACUGUGCAAGCAAAGCCCCCUUUUUCCAUGUGUACAUUUGACUGCUCUGUUUUGAAAUGGUUUUUCAAGUUGAAUUCAUGUUGUUAUUGUUGGUACCCAAAUGCAUUCAGAAUACUUAUUUAUUUUCAACAUUUAAUAUCUAUUUUAUGGAUGACACUGACUCAAAUAAUCAAAAAACAAAACCAAACAAAAAUAUUCGUAAGCCGGUUUAGACACUGUUUUCUUCUAUUAAAUUAUGCACUAGUGUGUUACACCCAUUUGCUACGGAGUGUAGAACAAUAGUUUAUGCCCCCAAAAAUAAGUCACUUUGACAUGCUUUAUACAAUUGCUUCCACCUAGGUGUUCAUUCAACUACCUUGUGGAUUAGGUUAGAGUAUAAGAAAGAUUAUUAAAAUCGAGAUAUCAGCUAUCAAAGUCUGUCUCCUGGUGUAUUACACUUACACCCAAUAAUUUUUAUAUUGAUUAUCAAAAAAUAUUAAAGUAGUCCUUAUGGAUUUUAGCUACUAUAGUUUUCUUAUGAUGUUAAAAUAAAAAAAAAUGUUACAAAAUAAUUUUGAUAUUUCCAAAAAAUUUUCUCAAGCCUGUUUUUUAAAUUAAACUGUUGUAACUGGAAUAUAGAAACAAUUUAAUGGCAUCAGAUCUAUUAUUUGCAUUUCUCAGGUACACUCAUUGUGAAGCAGAAUGUCCAUUUAUCACAUAUGAAAAAUUAUUGGAUAAGAUUGAAGACCUUGUCUGUGAUGUUGUUGAGAGGGUCCUUAAGUCUCCAUAUGCUAGCCUUGUGUAUGAGCUAAAUCCUGUGAGCUUACUUUAAAUUAAACUCUUCAACAAUAUUUAUUAAAAAUUUUUAUCGUCAUUUAACUUUUUAAGUACCCUAUUUUAAGAAUGCUUUGAAAUACCAUAUUUAAAAACGUUCUUCAAUUAUUUCAAUAUUAAAAUAUCUGAUCACUUUAAAAAACUAUCGAAUUUUGUUUAAUAUCUAGAGAAGUUAUAGUUGUAGGCGAGGUUAAAAUUCCAAAUGCUUUUUUAAAAAAAAAUAUCCACUGGAUUAGUAAAAUAAAGGAAAUGUAAUUAUCUUGGAUGAAAUUUUUUUUAUAUUUAUGAGUCAAUUAUGCAUGAUGAUAAAAUUCAAUCAUCUUAUACUUAUAGAUUAGUUUUCUCACAAUCUGACACUACUUUUCCCUAGGAUUUUAAACCCCCCAAGAAACCCUUCAAAAGAAUGGAUUACACUGAUGCCGUGAUUUGGUUAAAAGAGAACAAUGUAACAAAAGAGGAUGGAACAUUUUAUGAGUUUGGUGAUGUGAGUUCCUAGUUCAUGUAUAGAUUUUUCACAGUGCUCAAUUAAGUCAUAUGAUUUAGAUUUAUGACAAUAUUAAGUUAUUUUUCAUUAAGUCGUGACAGAGGUAUCAAAAUAUUUUUGCCAUUUAAUGUUUAAAUAUUUUUCUCAUUCAUUUUAGAUUAAAUUUGGCACAUUUUUAUCAAACUAUACUUACUCAAUAUACGGUAUAUUUAACGGUGGGUAAAUUUUUUAGGAUAUACCAGAAGCACCUGAGAGGAAAAUGACUGAUACAAUCAAUGAACCAAUUAUGUUGUGUCGGUUCCCUGCUGAGAUCAAAUCAUUCUACAUGCCAAGAUGUAAGGAGGACAAUCGACUCACAGAAUCGGUGUGUAGGGUAUUGUACUUACACAAAUGAUAGCUAUAAUUAGGCAAAGGGACACAACUAUUUUAAAAAAAAUGUCUGUUAUUUUUAACAAAAGACAAAAUGUAAAACAUAAAAGUCAACAUUAUAUAUAUAUUUUAUUAUAUAUAACCUUUUAAUAUUCUAAUAUAUAUAAAAUGCAUGGAAUUUAAUAAUCACUUUAAAAAAUUUUUUUUUUUUAGAGAAUAACCUAAUAAAAAGAGCUUCAUUCUCGCGUGAGCAGCAGUAAAUUUAAGCAGAGGAAUGUAUGGUAGUUAAUGGCUAGGCCCCGAACAUGACAGUCCACCCUGGUGUAGUAGGCAAUUGCUAGUGAUAAUUUGGGAGGGGGCAAUCAGCGCUAAUGGCAGUAGAGGGUUAAUAUAAAUUUCAUUAAAAAAAUUUAGUAGCAACUAAACAUUUUACAGUGAAAAUCUAUAUGAGAUUAAAUCAUAGGUGAAAAACUCAUUUUAUCAUAGAUAUUUAGUUAAUUUAUUCUUGAUGUUUCAUUUUAUAAGAAUUUAUAUUUAAAUCAACUUUUGUAAAGGAUUGGUCUGAAAUGAAUCAUUUCUGUUGAUAACUCAUCAGAGGACAAACUAAAUGAUUUUUUUAGGACUUUAGCACUAUUAGUAUACUUUUUUAGUAGACAUUACCAGUAAUCAUUAAAAAGUUAGUAAAUCUACAGUAUUAAAAAAAAGUCAUUUAUUUUAUAUUAAAUAUAUAGAUUGAAGGUAAAAUUGCUUAAAUUAUUCAGCAAUUCAGUUAAAUAAAUUGUGUUGUAGUAGAUGUCAAGUUGAAAGAAAAAUCCAAAUUAAUAAAGCAAACAAAUACAGUCAUCUCAAAAAAAGUAUAUGUUUCAGUUUAAGAGAGAAAAAAAAAGAGAUAAUAUGUUUAUAAUAAAAUACAAGUUACCUCUUUAUUAGUUAUUCUCAAAGCUAUAGAUCACAUUUUUUAGAGACAUAAAAUGCAUAAUUAUUUGCUUAUUCAAUAUAUUAUACAUAUUGAGCUCACACCUGUGUUAUCUCAGUUUUGGAGUGUGGUGGAGCAAGCAUUUAAAUAUUUUCUUUGCCAUUUUGAAAAGUUUGGAUAUUGCAAUGUUGUAGAGAAAUAAGCAUAAACAUAUUCACCUUGAGCAACUAAAGCCAUAAGCUUUCCCCCAAAACUGCUAAGUAUAAUCUAUAAUAAGUAAGGAUCUUGCUUUAUUUUUUAAUUGAUUGUAUUGUUGUCAUUUACAGGUAGAUCUUUUGAUGCCCAAUGUGGGAGAGAUUGUGGGAGGUUCAAUGAGGAUCUGGAAGCAGGAGGAGCUUGAGGCAGGAUUUAAAAGAGAGGGUAUUGAUACAACACCUUACUACUGGUACUUUGAUCAGGUGGGUUAUGAAUAUUAUUAAGCUUUUAUACCGGUAUAAGGCAGUCAUCUAAAGCAAUUAACUAACAGAAAAUCUCAAAGAGCAUGGUAAACUGAUCAAUAAAAUCAUUAUGCUGAAUAAACCUGAGGCAAGUAUUUCAAAAUGAAAUGUAGGCAAAUAUUUCAAAAUCCUUUAGAGUAAUGUCAUUUACACUUUAAAUCCAUGUGAUGUUUGCUCUAUAACAUCGGAGUGGUUAUUCAUGGUCGGCUGAGAAUAAUAACUGCUAGUGGAAGUAAAUCAUUCAUUGACUGGGAAUAACUAUGAUCGUUAUAACUAGUCAGCUGAGAAUAAUGUUGAGCAUUAUUCCCAGCCGACUGGGUAUCAUAAUAUUGUUACUUGUAUCAUAAAAAAGUCUGUUAAAAUUAAAACAAAUGAUAGAUUCAAUAAAGCCCAUAAUUCCAGUACAUUCUUUUUUUUAAAAAUUGCUAGCAGGAGUAAACAAUUUAUCAGCUAGGAAUAUCGUUGAGCAUUAUUCCCAGCAGACUUGGAAUAACACCUCCGCUAUAACACAGCAACAAACAAAAUUCAUGAAUAAUCACCCCUUAGCUGAGCAUGCAUUUUAACAUAUUUACAUGCUUCCCAAAUGGAUAAAUUACAACUUUUAAAUAAAAUUAGCGUAUUGAAAGUAUGAUUUUUGUCACAAUAGAAUUUUUUUUACACAUAUCAAUCGUAAAUUUUGUAAAAAAUGGACUGAGAUGAUGAAUUUGAUAGCAAUUUUUUGUAAUCAUAUAUUUACGGCCAUAGCCUGAAAUCGGCCAGAGUGGGAACUGGCCGGCCAAAUCGAGAAAUGGCCAAUAUUGCCUCACAUUGACUGGCCAAUAUCCGAUAUUUUCUGGAUAUUGGGAUUUGGCCAGCGAGUUUGCGAAAUGGCAUGGGGUGAUUGGCUUGAGUCGGAAGAAAAGGGUCAUGAGCAUAAUUUGGGUGUUUGUAUACCUACCGUAAGGAUACUCUCAUUAUAUUUUAAUUAUACUAAAUUACCAAAUCAGUCAAAUUAGUUUAUUAUAGUUAAUUAUCAAUCUCUACCCUCACUUGUUACAACAAGAUGAUUUUUUAUGAUCUUUUGUAUUAAACAGUAGUUUGUUAUUUUUACAUUUGCAAUGACUUGUGAAGCACUUGAUAGUGCAAUUGCAUCGAGUGAUCAUGUUUCUUUGCCUUUAGAACUAACCUAGCAGCUGAGUUUUGAACUUUCUGCAGUUUUUCUAUGAAAUGUUUUAAUAAACCUGACAGAAGAGACUUACAAUAGUCAAGACGAGAGAGAACAAGAGCACAGACUAGUGUUUUUGUUGCACUAACUGUGAGGUAGUGGCAGAUAGCGGUACGCAGAGUGACAGAUGUGAGAAAAAUGAUUAUUGAGAGACAUGUUAUCAGAAAGAAUGUAACCAUCACUGACCAUAGGUAAACUUUCGCCCUGUGUGAAGCACCUGUUCGGCGCCCCCUUCCCUAAUAUCCACGCCCUUUCGGUUGGUCCCAACCUCAGUGUUAGUAUUCACAUUAAGAAUGCAACUUUCAUUGUAUGAAAACUCAUCGCAUGAAAAGCGAAUGUACGAAAAUUUAGAUUACUGUUUCUCGACCCACGGACCCAAGGUUCACACCUCACUUUAAUAAACUGAGGGAAUUAAAAUAUUUACUGCGCCCCUAUGGCCAUGGCGCCCUGUGCGAGGGCAUAGGUUGCACACCCUGAUGGCCGGCCCUGCAACAUUAUGAAAUAAUCUGCCAGUAAUUUUCUAUCCGCACCCCUCGCCAUCUUCAUUAUUUUUUUAAUCCACAAAUUGCAUGGACAUCGUUGCUGCAGGAUCCAUCCACAAGAAUGGGCUGAAUAACACUCUUUUUCCCACACUACACAUAAUCUGUUCGCAUUGUUAUUAGUCUUACAUCAGCAUAUCGAAUAUUGGCCAGGGAUAUCCCGGCACUUCGAGAAGUGGCGGGCCAAAGUAGCAUAUGCACUGGCAAUUUCAAGUACAUCGGACAUUGGCCACACGCCUCGACCAAAGUGCGAAAUGGCCAGCCAAUUGGGGAACUGGCUGAACUUUGGGCGUAACAUAUAUGAAAGUAGUGAAAGUUUAUCUGUUCCACAAAGGCUUUUACAUGGAUUGAUGGAUCUUGACCAAACUUGGCACAUAUAUCCAUCAUUAUCCAGAAGGACUCUUAAAGGGUUAUUAACUUUUUAUAACAUUCAGUUAGGGGCCCCGAAUUCCUUUUUUUUCUUAUACAAGCUAUAUAAAUCAAAUUAACAACAAAUACUCCUACAUGAAUAGAUGGAUCUUGACCAAACUUAGUACACAUCCACUUGAUUCUCCAUAUUCAAAUACCGAAGGGUACUGACCUCAUAAUAUCCAUUCAGUAUCCCAAAGGGAUUUUAUUUUGAAAGGGGAUCCCAAUUGGAAACAGGAUCCCAAUGGGAUCAGGAUACCACCGGGAUCAGAAAACUGAUGGGAUCGGGAUCACACCGGAAUUGUGAUCCAGAGGAAUCGGGAUACCGACCGGGAUAUGGAUGCCAAUGGGAUCGGGAGGCAGUUCCCGGCUAUGCCGGAUAACUUGGCUAGUUAUAAAUAAUUCAUAGAUUAACUAUGUUAGCUGUAUUCAGAUUCCUGUAUUUAAAAUAACCCCUUAUAAACCUUAUAUACUGUUUGAGGAAAUGGCCUAUAACCAAAUUUGACUAACAAUAUAAUUUGACAUAUUCCCGAAGUUACCUCCUACAUCAUAUGACAUAUUUAAAUCAUGGCCCUGGUUGCAAUAUCUGAAAAGUUGAACUAAAAUUAGUUCACAUUUUUUGCCAACUUGUCCUACAAGUUUUCAAUUAUGGUAAUGUAUUGGCUAUUAUUAUGUAUUGCUUAAAAAUUAUAGUAAUGUUUUGUUCACAUGCUGUGUGCUUUUUCCCCUUUCUAUUCAGACAAAGUAUGGGAGCUGUCCCCAUGGUGGUUAUGGACUUGGAGUAGAGAGAUUUCUGUGUUGGAUUCUGAACCGCUAUCAUAUUCGUGAAGUGUGUGCUUAUCCCAGAUUUGUAGGCAGGUGUAAGCCAUAAAAAAGUUUCACAAAAUGAUCACAAAAUUGAAAGUAGAUUAACUGAUCAUGUAACCCUAUGUCUGUAAAAUCCACUAAACUGAAUAGUCACAAAGUUUCUAUACACACUAUUAAUACUUGCUUUACUUUGUUGUUAAAUUAAAAACAAAAGUUGUGUUGAUUUUUUUGUUUUAACUUAUGAGAUUUGAUCUCUUUAACUUAAAUGCGGUCAACUAAUAAAUUGAUUAAAUGUAUAUGAAGUUUGAGCUGUUUGUUAUACUCAUUGCUUAAACUUAACUACACUGACAUUAGUGUGAUUACAUGUUAUUUAAAAAAUUUCUAUAAAAUUCCACAAGGUAAAGGCCAUGUGUAUAAUAUGCAGAGUGAAUCAAAUGUUAACAGUUAACAUAAAGACCAAGUAGGGGAACGGUUACUAAACUGGUGAUGGUAUAUCAAUAUUUGGAUAGAUAUUUAUAAAUUAUGUCCUAUUUGUUUGCCAUUAUCCGGCCAGAUGUUGAGAAAUUCUAAAAUUUCAGACCUUAAGCUACAUUUUCAAUGUGAAAUUCUUUUAAUAUCAUGAUUAAAAUUUAUUUGGUUAGCAAACUUUAAGUUUCUUUAUCCCAAUUAUUUUGUGUUCUUUCAAAAAAUACACAGUUAGGUUAACAAAAGUUAUGGGACUUAUAUUAGUGUUUUGAUAUUUCUGUAAAAUUUGAGCAAAACAAUUUGUGAAUAUCUUUCUUUAUUUUCUGGAAUCAAUUUAUGUUGUUUUUAACACACCAUCAAAAUAACAUUUAAUGGUUGAUUUUCUUGCCUUUCAUAAACCAUAUUUGGUGUACACCUGCUCCAUUUAUAUAUAUAUGAAAUAAAAUGUACUUCUUGCUAGACAUGAAUAUUUCUUUUAUUAUCUCUUGUGCUUAACCUAUUUAUGCCAGUGGUUUUAAUUUUUUUAUGUGCAUAAAAUUCAUUCAGGUUAGCUAAAAAUAUUUUAAAAAUGAGAAUUGGAAGAGAACAUUUUCUAAUGUAUCCAAUUGUCAUUUAUGAGAUAUGUGGCAUUUUUCACUG
Messenger RNA from Lymnaea stagnalis (great pond snail), 18680 nucleotides. NCBI's taxonomy places the organism in Eukaryota, Metazoa, Mollusca, Gastropoda, Lymnaeidae. The record is from the annotation of a GenBank genome assembly.